AUGAAGAAACACAUCUUUUUCUUACUUCUUGUUACUCUAUGCUCACCGAUUUUUGGCGAUUCUCCCCCCACUGGAUACACCGGUGGAUUCCCUUAUUUACCUGCAUCACAGCCCAUUAAUAAUGUGACUACUAAUCAACCUAACGCUAAACAACCAAAUCAACCACAGAGAGCUUGUACAACCACUCGUGCGGGUGAGUUGAUGCAGUUCACAUUAGAAUUAGUGAAAGCAGAGAACGGGAACUCAUCUGAACCAUGUGUACUUGCUAAUAAGGGAAAAGGAAUCUUUCAGGUUCCUUCUGCUGCUAGAGCAUACCGCUCUGUCGCUGUAGGCAUGUAUAAUGUUUGGUCUAAAUUUGAUCGAACUGCUGUUACUACAUUUCAUCGCCACGAUCCCUUCCGCAGACUAAAUGGUACAGAAGAGCGAAAACAACAAAUGAUCACCUACGCUGCUUUCUAUGUUCUUCAGUACCUUCUACCCGAAGGCGUGCAACGCAACAACACAAUGCAGUUUUUCAACUCCCAUUACAAUACAGACUUUAAUUCAGCUGACGCAAGGCUUGCCCAAAAGAUUACCGAAAGACUUAUUGCACAGUUAAAAGUGGAUGGUUUUAACCAAGCAGGAUGUUAUGCUGACACUACGGGAUAUAAACCAUCCAAUCCACCAACAGAUCUAACAAAUAGCAGCACAAUUGAUGCUUCCCGCUUGAUUCAAAGAAAAAAGUACCACUGGUCACAGGAAAUUCGUGAUGGCGAUGUUCCUACGCCACGUCCAUUUAGCGAACCACAGACAUCUAGAGGCAAACCUUUCAUUUCACCCGAGACGCUCAAAUCACUGUUGCCUCCAACACCAAACUAUACAACAUUCGAUGCACAGUACAAAGAGCUUGCAGAGGUUCAAAUUAAUGACACAAAGAAGAUCAUUGUUGAAUACUGGGCCGAUGGACCAAAUGGUUUUUUAGAGCCAGGAACUUGGCAAUCGUUUGCACUAAAAGUGAUUAUUCGAAAGUGCUAUAAUUUGGAUGAUGCUGUGAAGUUAUUGUUUACAACUACAAACGCAGUUUACGAUGCAGGCAUUGUUGCUUGGACUAUGAAACGCUUGUACGACACAGCACGGGCAUCCACUUUCGUUCCAACAUAUCUCCCUAAUCUCACUCUUCCUAAUGCAUUCCUAGGUCACUAUUGUGGUUAUGGUAAUAUUAGCGGCGAACAGUGGCAGCCGUAUCAAGCCAAGAAUUUUAUCACGCCACCUUUCCCAGGUUAUGUUUCUGGGCAUGCUACCUUUAGCAGAGCUACAGCUGAAGUUCUGCGUCUCUUCACUGGAUCAAACACCAUCCCAGGAGGACCUUUUCAAUUUACUGCUCCGAAAGGUGGAUCAAUUUAUGAACCGCUCUGCGAUAAUAAUAAUAAAACUGUAUCUGGAGCAUCCUGCACCAUUAUGAAAUGCAGACUUAAUUCGAGUUUAAACUCGGAAAACAAUUUCACUCCAAAAGAAGAUAUAACUCUUACGUGGUCCCAAUUCACAGAUCUAUCAGAUGAGUCUAGUCAAUCACGACUUUAUGCUGGAGUCCAUAUUAGGGAUGAUACUCAACAGGGAAUUGAAGCCGGCAAGAAAUUAGGUCCCGAAGUCUAUAAAACUGCACAAAACUACUUUACAGGUCAUGUUUGA
Ambispora leptoticha is the source of this 1668-nucleotide messenger RNA. The record is from the annotation of a GenBank genome assembly. Lineage: Eukaryota; Fungi; Glomeromycota; Glomeromycetes; Archaeosporales; Ambisporaceae.